Molecule: messenger RNA, 6190 nt
Organism: Mytilus californianus (California mussel)
Lineage: Eukaryota; Metazoa; Mollusca; Bivalvia; Mytilida; Mytilidae
Exons: 11
Coding region: 425-1426 (333 amino acids)
Source: RefSeq, a predicted model, not a curated record
AUAGCUUUGAUCUACUGAAGUAUAUGUGCUACUGUUUUCAUUUACUUUUUGAAGUCCAAUAAUUAUUGUAAUCAUUGAAAUCUAAUUCAAUAUGUACCGUCUCGAGUCGAUCUAUCAGUGAUCUAUAUCCUUUAUGUCAUAUUUACAAAUUAUUGACACGCAAAUGAUAUUAUUAAAGUGUGACCGACUUGAUAGUAGUAAUUUUCUUCCGGGAAUGAUAUCUGGUAGCACGCGUUUUCGGAAAUCGUAAAGUUUUGAAUAAUAUAUGUAGGAGUCUUGCUGAGGAAAUUUAGUGUUAAUCAAAGUAUCAUAGGAUCAGAGGAUUCCCUAAAAUAUAUUAAAACAUUGCAUAUAUAAAAACAUGGGGAUUCCCAAACAUUGUACGGAUUGAUGUCGAAGAAUUAACAGUGCAAGGUAAAAAAAAAUGACGUCAGAACUUACUGUCAUGGAUACAUCAGGUACUGAUCACCAACUUUUAGACGAUUCAGUCAGACAAAUUCAAACAACCACACGUUCCAAGACUGUCAGGUGUCGUCAAAAAGUGAAAAAGUGGCUGCCGUGUGUUGUUGUUUUCAUGCUUAUUUGUGUGGUAGCAUUGUUGAUAGCAGUAUUAAUCGAUUUACCGAAAUCAGAUAACAGUACUCAAGAUUCAAACAAUGGUGUAACAUCAGCUCAUAGUUCAAAUAAAACAACCAAGCAUAAAGAAGAUAAUUACUGCAUACACCAUACAAGAUCUGAGUUUUUAGAAAGCCUUCCAGAUGACAUUGACCACUUGUGUAAACCUCAGAAAGUUGUUGGAGCCACAAAAAUGAACUGGUUUGCUUGUCCAAAUACACAUAAUUUUACUGACAUGUUCAUACCACCCUUUUGCUUGUGCGAUACACACAGUCAGUGCAAGCAUCAUACUAAAGACUUGUAUAGAAAACAGAACUGCACUUUAUGCAGAGAUAAAAUGCACUGCCCGUGCCAAAACAAUGGAAAGUGUGAGACCUGCCCUGAUCGCUUUGUGGCGACGGAACUCAAUUGUCACUGUUCGAGUGGUACGGAGGGAAAAUAUUGCACAAAAAUAAAUAAAAGAAUUUGUCAUCUAGUAGUUGAAUCAGACAUUCCAUCGUCUUAUGACAUGUGUAAUAGCAGUAAUAAUAAUACUUGUUUGGUCACAUAUGGCGAGAAUACCUUCAAAUGCACUUUGUCUGAUUCAUCAGAACUUCACGUAGAUUGUUCACUUUUUGAUAGAAAACAUGCACAGUACGACCUCAUGGUAGAGGCAGAAAAGCAGGGAGACAAGAAGAGUUCCGGAGAGAAUCAAUUAAAAUCAUUAAUAAUUAUUUGUAUUUCCUUAAUUGCUAUUGCCAUCUGCAUAUUGCUAUAUGUAAAUAUUAGUCUGUGUAGGAAGGAAUCAAGUGGUCAAUUUGACAUAUCAUGAGAAGUAUGAUAGGAUUGAUUAAGUAUUUCAGAUUGAAUUGACAGACAAUUUGCAGCUUGACUUGUAAACUCCAAAAGCCAGCAAUAAUUUAUUCCAUUACAAUUAUUUGUAAACAACAGCUAUUGUUUAAAGGAUGGUAAUAAAAUCCAUAUUAUAAUAUGUGAAAUAAGUUUAUGCCACACUUGAGCGUUUGGAUUGGAAAUAGAGGAUGCAUUCACAAAGAGGAGUACUUAUAAUGUAGUUAGAGACUCCUAAAUUGUCUUUUAGUGAUGAUAAAAAAUUGAAGGCUAUGUUUCAUAUUAUUAACGAGAGUCUUCUAGUUAAGAUACAAAGUGCAUUUUUUAAAUUUUCAGUAAGACAUUAGUGUCGAAUAAUAUUAAUGAAAUAUUGCUUCAUUUGUUAUUGCAUAUAUGUAUUCACGAGAACGAUAUUAACGGCACUUUUCCAGUCAGGUAGUAAGAAGCAUUUAAUUGUUGUGAGAAAGUUAUCGGAAAUAUAAUCUUUUUUGUCUCAACCACAUCUGUGGGAAGACAAAAUGUUUUUGCUAUCCGUCCAUAUUUUGUUCGUUACAAACUUGUUUCAACAAUAAUCUGUUUAGUGUUUGGAUAGAAAUAGGGCAUAUCUGCCAGAUUUAAUGAACUGUUGCAUCUUUUUAUUUUUUCAAAUUAUUUAAUGACAGCGGAACAAUCACUCUCCUCAUUUCAACAUGAUGAUAAAAUAAACGGUACCAAUUUUACUGCAUAAGAUGCGCAUCUAUCCCUGGCUUUCGAUUGUUUUAGUUUGAGCGUUCCUGUUCGAUACAUUUUCAGAAAUAAGACCCUUAAUAUGCCUAAAUCUUAAUUUGACAAUAUGCCAUAUAAAAUCACAAAAAGGAGGAGGUAUGAUUCGAACCAUUAAUUGGCCCCUUAAAUUACAAAAAAAGUUAAAUUAUUACAGACUUUCAAAAUAUAUGUUUGGAUAUCUUUUCUCAUAUAAUGACAAUACCCAAAAUGAGGCUAAUUCGGCAGAUUUUGACGAUUUGCACUAGUAAAAAAUCACGAAGUGUGAAGACUUGAUGCAAAUUCGUAGGACAAAAUUCAUAACACUGAAAUCUGUCAGACUAAUAAGGAUGUUAUUUGGCAGAUUUAUGAUACUGUUUAAAUUUCGAUUCAAUGUGCGUACAAGUGGCCAUAUCAUACCUUAUUCUAUAUAGUAAUAUGUGCGCUUGAUGUUUAAACAACUAUAGUAUCACAUUGUUAUUUUCUUAUUCAAACCCGCAACUUCUCUGAUUUCAUGACUCAUUUCAAUGAUAUAUCACUUGACCAAUUUAUUUGGUUUUCUAGUGACGCAAAUUGUUUAUGUUACUAGAGCAACAUUUCGCUUUAAAAUAUAAGAAUUAAGAAAUCUGAAGCGAGAUGAUAUUUCAUUUGUUUUUGUUUUAUAUGUUUUAAGGGCAAAGCAGGUACUCGAACGUUUACAGCUAAAAGAUGUAAAAAGUAAAAAUACCGAACUCUUAGGAAAAUUUAAAGGGAAAGUCCCUUAUCAAAUGGCAAAAUAAAAAACUCAAAUACAUCAAACGAAUGGUAAACAACUAUCAUAUUCCUGACUUGGUACAGGCAUGUCCUUAUGUGGAAAAUUGUGGAUUAAAUCUGGUUUUAAAGCUGACGAAACCUCUCGCUUGUAUGACAGUUAUUUAAGGUAAUGCGAAUUUCUAUUGACGAUAAAGUUGUUAUCCAUUUUUAGGAUUUGUUUUUCUUCAAAAUAUUGUUUCUGGGGCAAAGAUGCGAAGUAAUGUAUUUAGCAGAUCAGUUUUUUUAAUCUUUACAUGGUUGUAUGUUCAAUAGAAAUUAUAGAUAUGCGUGAAGAUCUUAAAUGUUUUUCACCUACCAAACUGAAUUGUUUAGUGACUACAUGUGUUGAAUUAUAAAGAUACAUUUAAUAUUUUAGCUCCACAAAAUAAUUUGCAUAUAAUUAAGUAUAUACCAUGCAAACAUAUUAAGCUGCUGCAUUAAACUUUUAAUGACCCCAAAAAUACAGGUUUAAAAAAUCACAAAUGUCUACUGAGUUUAGGUUUAAAUAAUCACAAAUGUCUACUGAGUUUAGGUUUAUUUCUAUUGUCUGCCUGAAGUAAUAAUUUCCUGUUAAUUUUUACAUUUCAAUUUGUUAAGUAAUUUAGUCCUAACUUCUCAGUGUUAUUUUUUUUUUAUGUUUUUGUUUCAUAGAGUAAAAUGAUUUGUUUGCAAUUGUAGUUUUUAUAAGGGGCAUACUUCCCAUGGCAAUGGACUUUUACUUUAACCAACUCCCGAUACAAAUAUUGAUUCAUGUUUUACAUUCCUUUUGUUGUUUUUUUAAAAAGGCUUUAAAUUAAAUUAUUGAUAUUGAUGCUUAUUAUCAAAUUGUAUAUAUAUGUUGAGCAUAUUAUAACAAAUUAACUUUUGAUCUCACUUAGAAUAACGAUUUAAAACAAUUUUUGGACCAAAUGAGAAUUAAAAGAUAGAUAAAAAAGAUUCAGAAGCUCAGUACGGAUUGAUAAACAAUAGAGAGGAUAUAUAUAUAUGAAUCUUCUGCAGCUAUUCAUACAAAUAUCUAUUUAAGUUAAAUAUCAUGCAUUUAUGUAAAAUAGUGUUAAAGGAAAAAAUACAAACAAGAAAUCUCGAUUUUAAAAAGUAGGAUAAAAGGUUUUUGACUGAAUCAGCAUCGUUUUGAGAUAACGUAAUGAAAUUGUCACCUACACUUGUAAUGAUUUAUUUAAUAAAAUUACAUUUUAUUUCCUUAUCACUUGAUUUUACUUAUUUUAUAUGUAACUCAUCUAUUAAUAUUUCAUAUUUAAAUGGUUUGGGUAUUGUUUAUCAAGGGGCUUGGGUUCUGUUUUUUUCAUAAGCUUUUGUGCUUUAUUAAAGUCAAUAGAGUCGAGUUUCUGGUGAGUAUAAUGUUUAGCACAUUAUUGAACCAAGGCAUGCAUAUAUACCAAAAAAAAGUCCUUCGUGUACUUUUUUUUAUAUUUAACGUAUAAUAGACCAACAAUAUUAUUUUCAUUGAUUGUUGAGCUAAAACUUCGGCUGUUAUAUAACUUGCGUGUUUUUGUGACGAAGUUUACUUGUUUUGACCUUGAUACUUUAUCUAAUUUUUUUAUUGUUAAAUGCUUUGGUGUAUCUUUUUUUUUCUUUCUGAAUCGAUUGUUACUACAUGUAUCUUCUUUUCACUUUUGUUCAUCUUAUCGUCCAUUACGAUUUUUUCAUUCGCAUUUGCGCUGUGUGUUUGAAUAUAUUUCUAACGAGAGAUGCCAUGGUAAAGGUCACUAAAUACGGAAAAACUGUGUGCGAAUGAGAUUAUGGGAAGUAAAUGAUUCCAUAGUAGUACAUUUUUUAAAAGAUUUUGAUAGAAUUAAGGAUUUAAAAGAAAAGUCCAUGUACACGUUGUAUAAUAAAACUUCAUUCAAGUAUAUAAAACAUUUUCAAUUUUUUUGUUGAAUAUGAUGUAUCAUAUGACUUAAAGUUUCUUCUCACUUUCCAUGUGAACAAAAUUGGGACCAAUGUCGUCUUUGAUUCCUUACUGUUUGUAAAGAAGGUUAAUGUGUUUUCCUUUCAUUUAUGUUGUAUAUAAUCACAAUAAAGUCACUGUUCAUUUUUUUUAGUCCGUUGACAUCAAUUACGAUAUCACUCACAAUCUCCUUAUGAAUGCAAUAAUGUAAAUUUGAAUACAAAUGUUAUAUAAUGAUGCAUGUAUUUAAUGAAUUAAUGUAUUAAUUGUAAAUAUGAUUUAAGUUUAUGUAAUUUGUGAUUGAAGAAAAACGAGUUGUCAAUGUAUCUAAUGUUAAGGUUCAUGUGGACCCUUUGGCUAAAAUGGCUGCAUUUUCACCUCGAAAUUUACUCUGAGUACAGACAAACCUGAGUAUCUGGAACAGUUUUAAGGCAUAGCAUGCUCUACAUAAAUAAAAAUUCAAAUAUAUUUUAUGUUUUAGAAAAUUAAAAACUUAACAGGAUUUUGCAGUGCACUUUUUUUCAUUCUUCCAGAAGAUGCCAAAAUAAACUAAGUUGUGAAAACUUCCCCACAUGUAAUAAUUGAAGUGAACUGUAUUGAUUGACGUGGACAAUAGAUACCUGACAAUAAUUGGUGAUUUAAACCGUGUACCUGAGUGGACCAUAUCAAGUGAAACUCAACUGUUUGUUAAUUUUAUCACCUUCUACAGGGACGAAAAAAAGUGCACUGCAAAAUCCAGUUAAGUUUAAAUUUUCUAAAACAUACAAUGCAUUUGAAUUUUAUUUAUCUAGGGCAUGCUAUACUUUAAAACUUUUUCAGAUGCACAGGUUUGUCUGUACUCGGAGUAAAUUUUAAGGUGAAAACGCAGUCAUUUUAGCCAAAAGGUCCACAUGAACCUUAAUGAUUCUUCAGACUGUGCAAUAUUUUGUUAUAAUAAAGAUGUUAUAUUAUACACAAAUGAUUAUAGUGAUCAAGUACAAUUGUAAAUCUACACAAAUACUAUGGUUGUAGAAAUUAUAGGACGCGUUGAUAUUUUAAUUGUAAAUAUUUGAUUUAGAUGUGGUGUUGUAAACAAAGGACGAAAAAUAUAAAUUCACCUUCUUUGUUUAUCUAUAUCGUAUUUCUUAUGAAGCAGGUGUUACAUGUAUUGGAGAAGACGUUACUAAGUUGUAAAACUUGUGCCUGAUCCAUUUGUCAUUUUGAACAAAAAAAUAUGUUUUAACUAUGUAAAAGAGUACGAAGUAUGUUUACUAGUUAUGUAAUAACUUUUUUAUUAUUAAACAAAUAAAAGAAUUUUGAUUUUUA